AUGAGUGAAGGAGCAGUAUCGAAUGGGCUGUCAGGGUCCGGAGGGAGUGUUAAUGAGGAGCAGGACAAGGAAGGUGGGGAGGAGGAUAGAGAGGAGGCUGGGGAGGAGAGUGGGGAGGGGAGUGCAGAGGGGAGUGGGGAGGAGGAUGAUGGAGGGGAGGAUGGAAGGGAGGAUGAGGAUCAGUAUGCACGUGGAGGCUUCAUGGAUUUGGAUACAAGUGAAUGCUGUUUGCUGCAAGAGGAGGAAUCGGUGAUGGGAGGAGCAGGAGAUUUGGCAACAUUGACCGGAGAUCCUCCAGGUGCUCCAGCGUUGACCAGAAUGGCAGAUGGAGAGUGUUUGCAGCUUGGGGACUUUUCGGAAGUGGCACCGGUAGCGGGAGGAUCAGAUAACCUGGCAGAGCGUACCAGAAAUUCCCUUGAUGCGCCAGAGAGCAUAGAGAACGAGCGUUUGCUGCCCAGGGAUGGGCUGGGAGUGGGACCAGCCGCGGGAGGAGCGGGUAACCUGGCAGAGCUGAUCGCAGAUGUUUUUGAGUUUCCGGAUAGCUUCCCGAAUAGCUCUUUGAACUGUCAACCCAAGAGGAUUAUGCUGCUACGUCCAGAAGACUAUGGGUGUGGCGAGGACAGGAAGAUGGUAGGGGAGAACGGGGAGGAAGGGGAGAAUGCGAGGCAGGGAGGAGGGGAAGUGGUGCAAGGGGAUGCAGAGGAGUGGGAUACGGUGCUGAGCCACAUGCAGGAGGUUGCUGCUGCUGCUGCCUCUGUUGAGUCGGACAAUGUUGGGCUGGACACUUGGAUUCUGGGGGAUAGAGUGGUCCUUGAUGGGUUGACACUACAGGGUGUGACUGUAGAGAGGGCGUGA
Molecule: messenger RNA, 855 nt
Organism: Closterium sp. NIES-65
Lineage: Eukaryota; Viridiplantae; Streptophyta; Zygnematophyceae; Desmidiales; Closteriaceae
Source: the annotation of a GenBank genome assembly